Molecule: messenger RNA, 1754 nt
Organism: Carassius carassius (crucian carp)
Lineage: Eukaryota; Metazoa; Chordata; Actinopteri; Cypriniformes; Cyprinidae
Product: SLAM family member 5-like
Exons: 8
Coding region: 232-1521 (429 amino acids)
Source: RefSeq, a predicted model, not a curated record
UAGCCUACUGAUUUUCCAAGAACAUUUCGUGUGUCACUCGUACAAAUGCGAUCUACUGAGCUGAAGUCGGUGAAAUAUUACAAAAUCAUGUGUAAAAGUUAAAUUAUGUUAAGUAUCUUUACGGUUUCCUGUAACUCGUUUAGAAACUGUUCAAACGCUUUGAAACGCGACGGAGCGGUUUAACAACUACAAUGGACAACUUUUUCUGAUCUUGUACGCACUUGCGGAAUUAUGGAGACGUUUGUUUUAUUUUUUGUUACGUUACUCGUGGAUGGUGUGUUUGGUUAUACAGAUGAAGUGAAGUCAGUGUCAGUGAUGGAGGGAGAUUCUGUCACUUUAUACACUGAUCUUACUGAAAUACAGAAAGCUGAGCUGAUACUGUGGACAUUUGGAUCUGACAGCACUCGAAUAGCUCAAAUAAACAGAUUGAUUAAUAAGAUCUCAUAUUAUGAUGGUCCUUAUGGGAUAUUCAGAGACAGACUGAAGCUGGAUCAUCAGACUGGAUCUCUGACCAUCACAAACAUCACAACUCAACACACUGGACUCUAUCAACUACAGAUCAUUGGUGGAAAACAGGUCACACCCAAGAAAUUCAGUGUUAUUGUUUCUGCUCAUCUACCUGUUCCUGUCAUCAGCAGUGACUCUUCACAAUGUUCUUCAUCAUCAUCAUCAUCUUCUUCUUCAUCAUAUUGUUCAUUGUUGUGUUCAGUGGUGAAUGUGGGUCAUGUGACUCUCUCCUGGUACAAAGGAAACAGUUUAUUGUCCAGCAUCAGUGUGUCUGAUCUCAGCAUCAGUCUCUCUCUACCUCUGGAGGUGGAAUAUCAGGAGAAAAACAGCUACAGCUGUGUGAUCAACAAUCCCAUCAGAAACCAGACCACACAUCUGGACAUCACUCAACUCUGUCAACCAUGUUCAGCACCAGGUUUGUCCGCAGGUCAUAUAGCAUUGGUUUGCUUUAGUGUUCUGGCUGUGGUUGUAGUUUUGUGUGGUAUUUUCUUUUACUAUCACCACAAGAGGUCUACACAAGCAGAUCAUCAGUGCCAACCUGAUGGAGAAGAAAAUAUUAGGCUAACUAAUGCAGAUGGAGAAACCCUGGAACAGGAGAGACAUUCACAAAACAAUACUUUUGUGGAGAAAGAUGAAUUUAAGUCUGUGUUAGCAAUGGUGGGAGAAACAGUCACGCUACACACUGAUCUCACUGAAAUACAGGAAGAGGAACUGAUACAGUGGAAGUUUGCCGAUUCCAAAGUAAACAAACUCGCUGAAUUUUUUGUCAUCGCUAAAUGGGAUAAAACAAACAAUGAGGAACACCUACAUGAUGACAGCAAAUUCAAAGACAGGUUGCAUCUGGACCACAAUAGCGGAUCUCUGAUCAUCACAAACAUCACAAAUGAACUCUAUGGACAUUACAAACUGCACAUCACCAGCGAGGGACAGAAGAUCUCAAAGACCUUCAAUCUUGUAGAUCAUGACCCAAAGAAGAGACAGGGUACAAUCCUGAGGAGAGAAACUUGCCCUUGAUAGCAGAAUGAGAGUAUAUGUAAUCCAUAUUUCAGUUCAAUUGCCAAAAUAAUGGAACAUAGUUCUACUUAUUUAUACAGCCAUCUAAAAUCCCAAAUAUACUUUGUGUGUUCAGUGUAAGCUGACAUGAACUGAUGUCUGACAGGAGACAGUGGCUUAUUACUGUAAACACAACAGUAAACAGCUAAACCAUUGUCACACUGCACGCAAAUGCUGAAAAACAAUCCAUUUGU